GCCUUGCCCCUGCCAAAAAGUUUUGGCAGUGAGGAGAUUCCACAAGUUCAUACUUUACAGCCUUCCGCCCAUUCUUCGGGAAAACUCAAACGUUGAACAGUACCAGAUCCUGUCAAUGGCUGACCCCGACACAACAUCGGCUUUCGUGGCUUGGUUCAAAGAUCAUAAUGGAGCUCUUGACGCUUCGUCAAUGCAACUUUCCGAUAUUCCAGGACAUGGAAAAGGCGCACUCGCCGUCAGAGAUAUCCCGGAUGGACAUACCCUCUUCGAAAUCCCCCGCGACCUGACCUUGUCUACACGUACAUCCUCACUACCCGAAAGGUUUGGUAGGACAGCGUGGAAGAAUUAUGGCCUCGAUAAAGGCUGGGUGGGGCUAAUCCUUUGCAUGAUAUGGGAAGAAUCACUGGGCAACACCUCCAAAUGGUCUGGGUAUCUCAAUAUCCUACCAUCAACCUUUAUUACCCCAAUGUUUUGGACCGAUGAUGAUCUAAACGAACUCAAGGGAACUGCCGUGGUAGACAAAAUCGGUCGAGAGGAUGCUGAACGAGACUAUAAUGAAAAGUUGAUUCCUGCAAUCCAGAGUCGUCCAGAUCUUUUUCCUCCGAGCACGCACUCGACUUGCUUCUCCGUAGAGCGAUACCAUGUAAUGGGCAGUCGAAUCCUCUCCCGAAGCUUUCACGUUGAACCAUGGACGAACGAAGACCUAGAGGAGGACCACGACCAUGGCGAGGAAGACGGAAGCGAUGAUCAGGAAAAUCUUGAAGCAAAUGUCAGCCAGAGCAGCGCAAUGGAUGUCGACGAGCCAUCCGAGAACGCCGAACCUCCCCAAGAACAAACUCAGAAAAUGGACGAAGAUGGCGAGGACGAAGAGGACAUCGACAAUCCCGCCGACAUCGCUAUGGUUCCGAUGGCUGACAUGCUCAAUGCUCGUUUCGAAUCAGAAAAUGCGAAGCUAUUUUACGAGGAGAAUAUUCUUAGAAUGGUCACGACCAAACCGAUCAAACGCGGUGAACAGAUAUGGAACACUUAUGGCGAUCCACCGAACUCAUACCUUCUACGUCGCUACGGUCACGUUGACGUCGUUCCUUUACGUCCACCACUGAAAGGCGAAGGAAAUCCUGCAGACGUCGUUGAGAUUAGGGCCGACCUUGUAGUCGCUGCGGCAUCGCAUCGUUCCAAAGGGGACAUGCAAGAGCGCGUCGAUUGGUGGCUCGAGCUCGCAGAUGACGAUACGUUUGUCGUAGAGACCGAUUGCGAGGUUCCUAAAGAGCUCAUAUCGUUGAUCCAUCUGCUCCUGCUGUCUCGAGCGGAUUGGCAGAAGCUACAAGCAAAAGAGAAGCUACCUAAGGCCAAGUUGACGUCAGAUAUUAUACCCAUCGCUAUCGAAGUGUUCCGCAAACGAUUGGAAGAAUAUUCUACAUCUCUCAAGGAGGAUGAGAGGUUAUUAGAAGAUCCUGCAUUGUCUCUGAAUAAGCGCAAUGCGGUCAUUGUGAGGCUGGGAGAGAAACGGAUCUUGAAAUGCACUUUGGAACGGUUGCAAUCCUUGAAAACGACCGUCGGGAGAGGUAACACUAACAAGCGGAAGGACAUGCAACCCAGCGAAAAGUCAGGUCAGGGAAAGAAGGCUAGGCGAUGAUGUUGAAUUACACAAAGCGUGCAUCAUUACAGAUAAUCCGAGCUGGUAUAACGACAACACAUUGAACGAGGCUAGUGAACUAAGUGGACGAAAGGCGAGGCCAUGGCUGGCGGUGCCGCCGCAGUGACAGCGGAGAAUUCGUUUGCUUGACCAAUCAUAAGUAGACCAACUGACGCAGGACGUCAGCAAUUAUGGAAGUGCGCCGGACGGUAGAACGCUUACCAAUCAAUCCGAAGAGACCCAUGAUGCUGCCAAACACCUCAACAAUGAGAAUCUUGACGAAAAGGUUGGGAUCUGCAGCAUCUGCAAGUGCUGCGGUUGAGCCUGUGAUGCCUACGCAGAGACCGCAAAGGAGAUUGCAUGCUCCGACUGUCAGUCCUCCCCAGAAGAUUGCGAAGCCUGCAAUGAACGGUAAACAAAGGCGGGGUCUGAGGGCAUGUUCGAUUUACGAACCUGUAAAGUAGUUCUCUCUUGUAUAGAGGCUAGCUUCAGG
Messenger RNA from Somion occarium, 2129 nucleotides. NCBI's taxonomy places the organism in Eukaryota, Fungi, Basidiomycota, Agaricomycetes, Polyporales, Cerrenaceae. The record is from the annotation of a GenBank genome assembly.